Messenger RNA from Microthlaspi erraticum, 3675 nucleotides. The record is from the annotation of a GenBank genome assembly. NCBI's taxonomy places the organism in Eukaryota, Viridiplantae, Streptophyta, Magnoliopsida, Brassicales, Brassicaceae.
AUGAGACCAGCUAUACCUCUUGACUAUGCUGUCUUCCAACUUUCUCCAAAGCGGUCAAGAUGUGAGUUGUUUGUGUCGACUGCGGGGAAUACGGAGAAACUCGCAUCCGGACUGGUGAAACCAUUUGUUGCUCAUUUGAAAGUUGCAGAGGAGCAGGUUGCUCAGGAAGUUCAGACUAUCAGGCUACAAGUUGAAAGCAACAAAAAUGCUGGGACUUGGUUUUCGAAAGGGACACUCGAGAGGUUUGUACGCUUUGUUAGUACCCCAGAGGUUCUAGAAUUGGUAAGUGCAUUGGAUGGGGAGAUGGCUCAGUUGGAAGCUGCCCGAACAAUAUAUGGCGAGGGGACUGGUGAUCAGAGAUCUAAUGCAAAAGAUGGCACAGAAACUACACCAGCAGCUGAUGUGACAAAGAAGGAGCUACUGAGAGCUAUUGAUUUACGGCUUGCAGCAGUUAAACAGGACUUAUCAACUGCUUGUAACCGUGCAUUGGCUGCCGGUUUCAACCCUGUCACUGUCUCCGAACUUAGUCAAUUUGCUGAUCAGUUUGGGGCCAACCGCUUGAAUGAAGCAUGUGCCAAGUUUAUCGCACUUUGCCAGAAAAGGCCAGAGCUUAUGAGCUCUUGGAGGUUCAACCAGGAAGAAGAAGCUAUACGUUCUUCCUGGGAAUCUGAUAUGUCAAUUGAUGAUGAUCCCAGUGAAGAUCCAUCUAGAAACCUAGCGACUAACAAAACCCAACAACAUAGGGAACAUCAACCUGGUAUGGAAGAGCAGAGGGCAACAGCAAACAAUCAACAAGAAUCAAAGCUUGAUGAAAAGGAUGAAGAAGAGGAAAAAAGUCCUUUGCAAAAUGAGCCAGUAGCAAGUCAGUCUAGGCAACUCACGAGACGGCUUAGUGUGCAGGAGAGGAUCAACCUAUUUGAAAACAAGCAGAAAGAAAACUCUGGAGGGAAAGCAGCUGUGGGGAAAUCCACUGAGCUGAAAAGACUCUCUUCUGAUUUAUCUUCUUCUGCAGGCAUGGAAAAGGUUGUGGUACGAAGAUGGAGUGGUGCUAGUGACAUGAGCAUUGAUUUGGGAAAUGAUAGGAAGGAUGGUACUGGUGAUAGUCCAUUGUGCACUCCCUCGCCAUCAUCAGUGAACAAAGAUGGAAGCGGUAUAUCUUCGAAACAAUUUGCUGGCGUCAAUAUAAAAGAACAGAAUGGAUCGAGUCAAUCUGAGAAUUCUCAUAGGAAUGAGGACGAAGGUGAGUCUCAGAAUCCAAGUUCCGCUUUCUUACGAAGAGACAAGGAGGUAGACUUAAAGGUUCCAACGAGCACGGAUAAUCAAGUGGGACAUCAAGGAAAUCCUCAGGAUGGUUCGUUGGAGAAGAAUUCCAGUGGCACUUUGGAUCACUCAGAGAAGGCUAAUAUGGAUGAUGAGUCCGGCAACAAAAUGGGAGAUUUUGAAACAAACAGGCAGAACCGUAUGCAGUUUAGGGAUCCUCGGAGUCAUUCAUUGUCUACGUUACAGCAGUUAGGUGGUACUGAAUCUGAUAUCACAAGUGUUCGCAGCAACGGAGGAACUGCGGAAUCUCCUAGAAAAGAACCGUCAGAGAGGCAAUCACCACCAGUUGAGGAUCGCCAGAGAAAAACAGCGGUUUAUGGAGGUUCUGAGCAGAUGAAGAGGCCGCUGGGUAGAAGGACUGAGAUUGGUUCUGCGGAUGCAAACAAAAAGCCACCUUCAGCCAUUAACAGUGUUUUAGAUAUCUCCGAGAGUGAUACUCCGACUCAAAUGUCGACGUCAGAGCAAGUCCAAAGGGCAAGAGCGUCGAAAGGAAGUCAAGAGCUGAAUGAUGAAUUGAAAGUGAAAGCAAACGAGCUUGAAAAGCUAUUCGCUGAACACAUGCUUCGUGUGCCAGGGGAUCAGUCAAGUUCUGUCCGUAGAGGUAAGCCUGGGAAGCCAAGUGAACAGGCUGCGCCUUCACAGCUCAGAAGAUCUGUACCACAGGAUCCAUCUCCUGCACAAGUUUCUGAUCAGAAGACUCCAGCAAUGCCAACUUUAAGCUCAAACGAUGAAGACAAGUUCAAAACUCCGCCAACAAGGAAGGUGGUUGUUAACAAUGAGUAUACCGACACCACGAGGCAAACAUUUCCAGAAAUCAACUUUUCAGAUCAUUCCAGAGGAAAGUUCUAUGAGAAAUAUAUGCAGAAAAGAGACGCGAAGCUGAAGGAAGACUGGAGUUGUAAAAGGACCGAGAAAGAAGCCAAACUGAAGGUGAUGCAAGAUACACUUGAGCGUAGUAAUGCUGAGAUGAGAACCAAAUUUUCUCAGUCUGCUUCGAGACUUGAUUCAAAUGCUCGACGUGCAGAGAAGCUUGUGUACUUCAAUUCUAGGCUGAGUGCUAAAAAGGAUCAGCAUCCAAUUAGCUCAUUUCAAAGUGAAGAAGAUGAGGAUGUUUCCAGGAGCACACAGAGUAAGAAGCUACAACAACACAAAAACAAUUUCUUGACUCCUCGAACCACUGCUACAUCAGCUUCACGCUCAGCAGCCAAAGCUUCUGCACCUAGUGCUGUUAGGCGGAGAGGACAAUCAGACAAACUUCUUGCACAGUCAGUCCCUAACUUCUCCGAUAUCAAGAAGGAAGCCAUGAAACCAGCCUCGGGAGUUGGGAAAAACGGUGUCCGCUCGCAGGUGAGAAGCUCUGUCCGCCCAAAGACCGUUACUGAAGAAGAGAAGCUUCGAAGGCCUACGAAUUUCAGAAAAGGAGCUGCUGAAGCUGCUGAGCUGGCAGACUUCUCUGUACCUUUGAAUAUUGAGCAAGGUCAAAGCGGGAGGAAUGUUAUGAGUCUUGGAAUGGAUAUCAGCCCUGACAAUGCGCAGCUAAAGGCUUCAGAAGGAUCUGAUGCAUCAGACGAAAUGGAAAAAGAGGUGCUUGAUGACACUGAAGUGGAAGCUUUUACUGAUGCGGAGAACGAGAAGCCAAGACUCAGUCAGGAGUUUGAAGAAUGGAGUAGCACCGGGGUUGCAAAUGGUGAAUCUAUCUCUCAGCUUGACACUGGUUCAAAUGCUGAAAUACCUAAUGCUAUGGCUUCAAGGCAUCAAACCAUCGGCUCAUUUCUUGAUUCGCCAGGGGAAAGCCCUGUGACAUGGAACUCACGAGUGAAGCAUCAUCAGUAUCCAAACGAGGCAUCAGAACUUGAUGCUUCAGUGGACUCUCCAGUGGGCAGUCCUGCUUUCUGGAACCUAUCUUCACUUAACCAUACAGAGAACGAUACAGCUCAGAUGAGAAAGAAAUGGGGAGCUGCUCAGAAACGCGUCACUGCUGGUAAUCCAUCACAAAACCAACAGGAUGUGACAAAAGGUUUGAAAAGGCUCUUGAAUUUUGGAAGGAAGAACCGUGCGGCUGAGAAUUUGGCUGACUGGAUCUCUGCAACAACCUCUGAAGGAGAUGAUGACACUGAAGAUGGACGAGAUCUUGCAAAUCGAUCGUCAGAAGACUUGAGAAAGUCGAGGAUGGGGUUUUUACAGACCCAUCCGUCUGAUGAUAGCUUCAACGAGAGUGAGCUUUUCAGUGAACAAGCUCAAACCACUAACGUACCAUUGAGCUUUAAACUGAAGGAGGAUCAGACGUCAGGAACUUCUGUAAAAGAACCAAGGUCAUUCUUUUCACUCUCCAAUUUUCGUAGCAAAGGGAAAUGA